This is a messenger RNA of Nematolebias whitei (Rio pearlfish), 1726 nucleotides long. It is a transcript of the gene tubb4bl, whose product is annotated as tubulin, beta 4B class IVb-like. Gene Ontology annotation, molecular function: GTPase activity; GTP binding; structural constituent of cytoskeleton. NCBI's taxonomy places the organism in Eukaryota, Metazoa, Chordata, Actinopteri, Cyprinodontiformes, Rivulidae. The record is from RefSeq and is a predicted model, not a curated record. Gene Ontology annotation, cellular component: cytoplasm; microtubule. Bases 111 to 1445 code for a protein of 444 amino acids. Gene Ontology annotation, biological process: mitotic cell cycle; microtubule cytoskeleton organization. The transcript has 4 exons.
GGCGCAACAACUCCUGGACGAUCGACUGCAGGAACUAUCAUCCUGUGAACCCCUGCUGCUCACGUCCCCAUCAGCUCCUACUCGAACAGCGUCUCGCCCAUUUCUACAAAAUGCGCGAAAUUGUGCAUUUGCAGGCCGGCCAGUGCGGAAACCAGAUCGGAGCCAAGUUCUGGGAGGUGAUUAGUGAUGAACACGGCAUUGAUCCCACUGGUACCUACCAUGGAGACAGCGAUCUGCAGCUAGACAGGAUCAGCGUCUACUACAACGAGGCCACAGGUGGAAAAUAUGUGCCCCGUGCCAUCCUGGUGGAUCUGGAGCCUGGGACGAUGGAUUCAGUCAGAUCUGGUCCCUUUGGGCAAAUCUUCAGGCCUGACAACUUCGUCUUUGGUCAGAGCGGAGCUGGAAACAACUGGGCCAAGGGCCACUACACUGAAGGAGCGGAGCUGGUGGAUUCGGUGCUGGAUGUUGUGAGGAAGGAGGCUGAAAGCUGUGAUUGCCUCCAGGGCUUCCAGCUCACUCACUCCCUGGGUGGAGGCACUGGCUCUGGCAUGGGUACGCUGCUGAUCAGCAAGAUCCGCGAGGAGUACCCCGACCGCAUCAUGAACACCUUCAGCGUGGUGCCUUCUCCCAAAGUGUCCGACACGGUGGUGGAGCCCUACAACGCCACCCUGUCGGUCCACCAGCUCGUUGAGAACACCGACGAGACCUACUGCAUUGACAAUGAAGCUCUUUAUGACAUUUGCUUUCGCACACUUAAGCUCACCACCCCUACCUACGGAGAUCUCAAUCAUUUGGUGUCCGCCACCAUGAGCGGGGUGACCACCUGCCUGCGUUUCCCUGGCCAGCUCAACGCCGACCUUCGUAAACUAGCCGUUAACAUGGUGCCCUUCCCCCGUCUACACUUCUUCAUGCCAGGGUUUGCCCCCCUCACCAGCAGGGGCAGCCAGCAGUAUCGUUCACUGUCCGUGCCUGAGCUCACUCAGCAGAUGUUCGACGCUAAGAACAUGAUGGCUGCCUGCGACCCGCGUCACGGCCGCUACCUCACCGUGGCCGCGGUCUUCAGGGGACGCAUGUCCAUGAAGGAGGUGGACGAGCAGAUGCUGAAUGUGCAAAACAAGAACAGCAGCUACUUCGUUGAAUGGAUCCCGAACAACGUAAAGACCGCCGUCUGCGACAUCCCGCCCCGCGGCCUCAAAAUGGCCGCCACCUUCAUCGGCAACAGCACUGCCAUCCAGGAGCUGUUCAAGCGCAUCUCAGAGCAGUUCACUGCCAUGUUCCGCCGCAAGGCCUUCCUCCACUGGUACACAGGCGAGGGUAUGGAUGAGAUGGAGUUCACCGAGGCGGAAAGCAACAUGAACGACUUGGUGUCCGAGUAUCAGCAGUACCAAGACGCCACCGCUGAGGAGGGCGAGUUCGAGGAAGAGGGGGAGGAGGAAGGUGCAUAAAAUAUCCUCUAGAGCUGUCAUAGCUCAUGUCAUCCCUCAACUCCAUCCUCCUCGUUGCAUCUUGAGCCAAAAUGUCCGCCACGCUGAAGAACCAUCACCAUCCAGAUUACUGUUGCUCCAGAGAAAGACAUCAAUGGUUCUAGUGGUUUUUAGUUAAAACGUGUGUAUGUUGUGAAUGCAGUGGAUUACUGAGAUCCUUCUGUCCCGUCGUUGCCUUUCCACAUGACAAAACAAGACCUUUUAACUUUGAAGCCUUGGAAAUGGAGAAUGAAUAAAUUCAC